UCAUGGAGGGCCCAGAGAAUCAUGCGGACAACUGGGCUGUAGGAGCGUUCUUCGAUAAACCACAAGAGAGUCAGCCGCAAAUACGUUCUGUGCUGUGGACCUCUCUCCUCUUCCUGUUUGUGGGAAUAGGAGCCUCUGAAAAAGACUCAACCCCAAUGGUGGUGUCAGGGAUCCUCGGGGGGUCCGUGAUCUUCCCCCUGAACAUCUCAGUCGACACGGAGAUUGAAAACAUUGCCUGGACUGGCCCUAAUGAAGCUCUUGUCUUAGUACAUCCUGGAACACAUCCGAUCUUUUUGGUCAAAAGCUAUGAGAGCCGAAUAAACAUCAGUGGAAACUACUCCUUGCACAUGAGACACCUAACCCAGAAAGAUGAGGGAUCCUACAAAGCCCAAAUAAACCAAAARAAUUCUAAAGUCACCACUAAGAAGGAAUUCAUCCUGCACGUCUAUGAGCACGUGCAGGAGCCUCAAGUCACCCUGAAGUCCAUAACCRUGUCUGAGAAUGCUUCCUGUAACAUCACCCUGAUGUGCUUUGUGAAUGGUACAGAAAAUGGUGUCCAAUUCAGCUGGACCUCAAGUACUUCUGAAUCCUAUAGCAGCUCUAUCCUCACUGUCUCCCCAAAGCCCUGUGAUCCAGGCCUGUCAUACACCUGCACAGCCCGGAAUCCAGUCAGCCAGAGCAGCUCCCGCCCUCUGCAUGCCUGGCAGUUCUGUGCAGGAACCUCCAAAGGAAACACAAUGGGGGAGACUGUGGUAGGGACCCUGGGAGAGCCAGUCACCCUGCCCCUGGCCCUCCCAGCCAGUCAAGACACAGAGAACAUUGUCUGGAUGUUUAACACAUCUCUUAUCAGCAAAGAGUGGAAAGGAUCAGCAACGGCAGAGCCACUCGCUACACCCAAGGGUUCUGAUGAGAGCAGGGUGUGGGUCUCCAGCCAAGACUACUCCCUGAAGAUCGGCCAGCUCAAGACGGAGGAUGCUGGCCCCUACCAUGCCUAUGUGUGCUCAAAGGCCUCCAGAGUCACCAGCAUGAAACACGUCAUCCUGCUCGUCUACCGGAGGCUGAAGAAGCCUAACAUCACCUGGAGCCUCAUGCACACUGAAGAUGACAUCUGCAGGCUCAGCCUGACCUGCUCAGUGGAGGAUGGUGGUAACAAUGUGACCUACACAUGGAGCCCCAUGCAGAAGGGCRCUAUUCUGUCCCAAGGGAGCUCGCACCUCAAUGUCUCCUGGAGAAGUGGUGAAAAAUACCCCAACCUCACAUGCACCGCCAGAAACCCCGUCAGCAACAGCUCCUGCCAGUUUCUGUCUGGGGACAUCUGUUCAGGGUCUAAGAGAAAAAGACAUUUUUGGAUUUGGUUCUCCCCGGUUAUCAUCCUUCUGAUCUUGGGCAUCUCCAGCUGGUACAUUUGGAAGAAAAAAGGAUUGUAUUCCGUGCCAGCCUCCAGUUCCAGCCACGCUGAGGCCCCAUCUGACCCACCAGAAUCCACGGCUGGCCACACCAUAUACACCGUGAUCUCCCAAGGACAUGAGAAGCUGGACCCUCUCCCGAAAACUGCCAGGCCUUGGUCUAGGCCCCCCUCAGACACCAGCUCCAAUAGCAGCAUCACGACUGAAGAGGAUGAGGAGAGGACCCAGAUGCACAAUUCUGUCAAUGGAAAAGAUGAGGUGAAUGACUCUGUCACUCAGAAAGACAUUGGACAAGACUUGGCCACUGAGGGGCAAGCAGAGCUUGUCAUUCUAGAUAACAGAGCAGUUGGAUCUGUGGUCGGAAAGAAUUUGGAGUAUACACAAGUGGUCCUUAAUCUGCAGGAAAAGAACCCAAUUCCUCAGAAGAAAGAGAACUCAGCCACAAUCUAUUGCUCUGUACAGAAACCUCAAAAGGUGGUGCCACCCCCACAACAGGAUGGUCUUGAGUCUCCUGAAAUCCCUACCUAUGAAAAUUUAACCUGAAAAGAAAAACAAUUGCCACCUCUUUCCUGGGUCCCAGUCAUUGGAAAAGCAGCUGGACCUUAUAAAAGUGGAGUGUUCCUACAGAUAGAAGCACAUCAGACUUUCUGCAGCGACUCAGACAUGCUCGGUUUGACCCCUCCCCCUACUUCUCACCCCUGUGGCCUCCUAAACCCAUUACUAUUUCA
Messenger RNA from Urocitellus parryii (Arctic ground squirrel), 2134 nucleotides. It is a transcript of the gene Ly9, whose product is annotated as lymphocyte antigen 9. The record is from RefSeq and is a predicted model, not a curated record. Gene Ontology annotation, cellular component: membrane; external side of plasma membrane. NCBI's taxonomy places the organism in Eukaryota, Metazoa, Chordata, Mammalia, Rodentia, Sciuridae. Gene Ontology annotation, biological process: T cell activation.